AUGCCCGAAUUGGAGGAUGACGCGCACCAAAUCAUAGUUGAGAAAGUAAAACCUACCAUUUCAUCUAAAACUGAGCAUGAUAAGCGUCUGGAGAAGCUAGAAGAAAGGCUAAAGCAACCGCAAGGCCCGCAAGAUCCUACUCCGACAGACCUCUCUAUCUACUCCAAAGUCAAAAUGCCCGAAAAGUUUAAGAUGCCUGAAUUUGAGAAGUACGAUGGCACGACCUGCCCAAGGGCUCACUUGCAAAUGUACUUGGUUCGAAUGACCCAGUACGUUAGUAAUGUGCCUUUAAUGAUCCAGUUGUUCCAAUCAAGCUUGGUAGGUCUCGCCUUGAGGUGGUGGAGGAAUCUCGCCGCCCAGAUUAGCCCCGAGCCAACUGACUUUGAAUUGAGAAAAAUGUUCAUCAAAACCCUCCCCUAUGAAUACCGCAACCGGAUGGUGACUACGAUCGCUGAAUCAUUCAAUCAACUCAUUCCAGUGGGAGAGCAGAUAGAGAUAGGAUUAAGGGAUGGUUGGUUCACCGAGCUUGUACCUGUCAGCAGAAGGUUCGGCAUGAAAAAGGAUAAAGAGCCCCUGAUCGAUGUCAAUGCCACCUACACUGCGAGUGCCGGUCACCUCCCCACCGUUUAG
Eucalyptus grandis is the source of this 630-nucleotide messenger RNA. RefSeq lists its product as uncharacterized. Bases 1 to 630 code for a protein of 209 amino acids. The record is from RefSeq and is a predicted model, not a curated record. Lineage: Eukaryota; Viridiplantae; Streptophyta; Magnoliopsida; Myrtales; Myrtaceae. The transcript is spliced from 2 exons.